AUGGCAGCAUCUUCAAGCAAUGGAUAUGAUGAUUCAUAUGAUGAUUCAUAUGAUUAUUUUCAAGAUGAUGCAUUUGAUGAUGCAAUUGAUGAUCAAUUCGAUGAGAUGUUCGAUCAGAAGUUUGAAGCCAUUGAUGAUGCAAUUUAUCCGUCACAUAUAUUCCGCCGCCGUUUUAGAAUGAACAAGGACUUGUUCCUGCGUAUUGUUGACUGCCUCUCCAAUGAAGUUCCGUACUUUCAACAAAGAAGAAAUGAUAUCGGAAGAUUGGGUUUAUCCGCUCUACAAAAGUGUACGGCAGCUAUUCGUAUAAUGGCGUACGGUACGGCAGCUGAUGCAGUUGACGAAUAUCUCCGGCUCAGGGCUAGUACAGCAUUACUAUGCUUAGAGAAUUUCACUGAGGGCAUAAUAUCCUUGUUCGGAGAUGAGUAUCUGAGAAGACCCACAUCUGAUGACUUCAACGGUUAUUGA
Eutrema salsugineum is the source of this 468-nucleotide messenger RNA. RefSeq lists its product as uncharacterized. The transcript is spliced from 2 exons. Lineage: Eukaryota; Viridiplantae; Streptophyta; Magnoliopsida; Brassicales; Brassicaceae. The coding region runs from base 1 to 468 and encodes 155 amino acids. The record is from RefSeq and is a predicted model, not a curated record.